AGGCGAGGUGAGGACGCCCCGGUUUUCGAAGUGGGCUCAUCAAGUUUGGGAUAUGAUGAAGAUAAAAGAGGUCCAGGAAUAGCUGCAAAGGAGAAAGAUGUCCUUGUAUGAAUGAGUAUAUUUCUGACGUUUUUAGCGUUACUAUUACUACAUAUAUAACGGGAUCGACACUGAUCAUAUCGCACCAAUGGAAGGAGCCUGGAUGGAACAUAUGAAGUCAAUGCUUCGCCCCAGUGUCCGGGAGAACGCGGAUGCAGCGCUGCUUGAAAAACUGGAGGAUGAGAUCAGUGAAGACUAUCUGUUCAGCGUCAAGAAGGCGAUUGUGGAUUUCGUUCUUUUGGAAUCUGCCGACAAGGCUGUAUCACAGGCGGCAAUACAGAAGGCCUGCGACUUGGCCGACGAUGAGUGCAAACCCCCCGAACACCGCAAAGAAUUGCAAGUCGUACCGAAACCCUGGCAUGCCUCAUUUGAUGCCUCGUUGCGCUUCUGCCAACGCCAUCUGUUUACCACAAACGCAUGCAUGCUACAAGUACUCGACUUGUGGCACACCAGUUUUGCUGAUCUGCGUCUGAUUGACAUUCAGGAACUAUACACAAAGCCAACGGCUAUUGACCUCACAACAUUCCAGCAAAUUUGUAACAAACACAUCGAGGCAGCCAAGGAGCGGCUUUUGAAGAAAUGGCUUAACGAGGUUCAAAACAUAUUUUAUCAAGGAAACAAGAAGAAGCUUAUACCACCAAAUGAUGGUUCCGGAAAACUCGAGGCAUUCUAUCGAUGUGCAGCGACGCUCAUGACUGAAAAUUUACAGAAUCUGGGCCUUAACUCAAUGCUGGACUACAAAAACCUCGUGUGUCAUCCUCCGCGUCUCAUCGAAAGAAUUCAUCCUGAAAGGCAGUACCAAGGGCACAUCAUGUUCAACAAGAGAUUUGACACUUCCUUCGGCCAUGAGAUGCCCGGAUUCAUAAUUCGCUUGCUUUUGGAUGAGUCAACCAUUCGGUUUGAACCGUCAAUACAAGAGUUCGAGACCGUGCUCCUAAGCAUGUUUGACAACAUGCACAAAGUGAUUCAAAGUAUCCCAAGAAUCGAAACAAGGUUGUAUUCAGAGUGGCAAGCUGACGAUAAUGCAACCCUCCAUCCAGUGAUACUUAGCGAAAUCCUGGACGAAUAUAAAGCAAGUGUGAAGAAGAUGCUGAAAUGGGAAGCCAAAGGUCCAGAAUCACAUACGCGCGAAUAUGACAAGUAUCAAUUUUUGGUGAACAGACAGGCUGAAAGAGAUGUCGAAGCACUGCUUUCCCCUAAAGUUCCUGAAAAGAUUGAACCGGUCAAACCCAUCUCAGAAGAAGACGAAGAAUCCCUCGAUAGUAUGGAAGAAGUUGGAAUGCCGGUUCGAAAGGAUGAAGAAGAGAUACCAGAAGGUCCAAGUUUUGACGAUCUGGCUCGCGAGCUGACCAAGUACACACGACUGAUGAAACGCAUACAGUAUGAGUCAAGAAGAGUCAUCAAACUGGGUCUCUUUGAAAUUCACUGUGAUGACUUGAUACGGGCACUGGCAAAACGUGCUGAAGCCAUUGGAGAUAGAAUACUUGAUCGUAUUAUGGAGGAUCAUCGAACCAUUAAUAGACAACUGAUCACGGAAUACGAGGCGAUCGCGUCCAAAGCACUUACUAUACCAACCGAUAUUACACAUAUGAUGCAACUCACCGAAUUCGUCAAUCAUACUGAGAAGGUGACAAUGCAUGAUUUGGAGCGUAAAUUGGACCAGUCCAGAGACCGUCUGUUGUUCCUGAUGGAUCACGCCCAGCUGAACCCAUCCGAUAUGCGCAUCAACAGUCAAGUCUUUGAGUGGCACAUGCGAAUGGAAGAUGUAUUUGAAGAGAAUCGCCGAACCGCUCAAAUCAAACGCGAAGAGUUUGAAAUUGGGUUGCGAUACAGAAGAGAACGCUUCCUGGAAGAGUUGGAGGCGUACCGACGACAAGUUGACGAAUUCCAAGGUCUAGGUGAUUUGAAUGAGAUCAACCGGUACUUGAAGAAGGCACAAGCGCUGGAUGUAAAGCUUGAACAAGCAGCCCUGAAAAUAGAAGGUUUCAAUACGGAUGAAGAGGCACUUAAGUGGGACACGACAUCCUACCCACUGCGGGCUGAGAUUCAAAGUGCACUUAGGCCAUUUUUGAGGCUGUACGAGACAGCGGUGGAAUUCAACACAAAGUACAGGGAUUGGAUGGACGGGCCGAUGGACAAAGUUGACCCCGAGCAGGUGGAAUUAGAGGUAUCCAACCAGUACAGAACACUAUAUAAACUUGAAAAGUCAUUCGACACUCUCCCGGCACCACGUAAAAUCGCUGCGAAAGUACGCAGCAAGGUGGAAGAAUUCAAAGAACACUUACCACUUAUACGAACGUUGUUCAACCCCGGUUUACGGGACCGUCACUGGGCUCAAAUUUCCGAAGUGGUUGGUUACACGUUACGUAAUGAAGAGGGCAUGUGUUUGGCCAAGUUGGUGGAUAUGAAUCUGGAACCGCACAUUCCCAAAUUCGAUGCGAUUUCCGAGGCCGCCACAAAAGAACAUAGCUUGGAGAAAGCAUUGGACAAGAUGCGCAAAGAAUGGGCUCCACUCGAAUUCAGCUUGAUUCCUUACCGCGACAGUGGCACCGUCAUUCUUUCCUCUGUGGAUGACAUCCAGGUUCUGCUUGACGACCACAUCGUAAAGGCCCAGACAAUGCGUGGUUCACCAUUUAUCAAGCCUUUUGAAACCGAGAUUCGCGAAUGGGAGGCAAAGUUGAUUUUGACGCAAGAUAUCCUAGAUGAAUGGAUGAAGGUCCAAGCGACGUGGCUCUAUUUAGAACCGAUUUUCAGUUCCCCUGAUAUCAUGGCGCAGAUGCCGGAUGAGAGUCGUAAGUUUACGACUGUGGACAAAACAUGGAAGGAAUUGAUGAAACAAGCCAAUCUGGAUCGUCACAUCAUGACCGUGAUUACAAUAGAUAAAAUGUUGGACAAGUUUAAGAAAUCCAACGAUCUACUUGAGGCCAUUCUCAAAGGACUGAAUGCCUAUCUGGAAAAAAAGCGUCUCUAUUUUCCGCGUUUCUUCUUCCUGUCCAACGACGAAUUGUUGGAAAUUUUAUCCGAGACCAAAGACCCUACGCGUGUUCAACCGCAUCUGAAAAAGUGUUUUGAAGGAAUCGCUUCACUUACAUUCACCAAAAAUCUGGAUAUUACCCAUAUCAAGAGCAGUGAGAACGAGAUUGUCGAACUGAAAGAUGUGAUUUCGACCUCCAAAGCACGUGGAGCAGUAGAGAAGUGGCUUCUUGAACUAGAAGAUGAUAUGAUCACCUCGGUUCAUCUGACCAUUUCCAACGCACUCGAAGACUAUUUGCAGUCGCCUCGCAGAGAAUGGGUGAAAACAUGGUGUGGACAAGCUGUCUUGGCCGGCUCAAUGUACUUUUGGACGCUUGAAACGGAGAAGGCUAUUAGUGAAGGAGUCGUUUCCAUGCAAGACUAUCUCAGGCUGAACAAUCAACAAAUCGAGGAGAUUGUCGCCAUGGUUCGUGGGAAACUAUCCAAACAGAAUCGGACUACACUGCAAGCCCUGAUCGUGCUUGAUGUACAUGCUCGUGACGUUCUGGCUGAGCUGAUUCAGGUCAAGUGCCAAUCGAACACGGAGUUCUCGUGGCUCAGUCAAUUACGUUACUACUGGGAAGAGAAAAAACUCGUAACCAGAAUGAUUAAUUCCCAGUUAAACUAUGGUUACGAAUACCUGGGCAAUACGGGACGAUUGGUGAUCACUCCACUGACCGAUCGGUGCUAUCGCACUCUCUUCGGAGCUCUUCACCUUCACUUGGGUGGUGCCCCGGAGGGUCCAGCUGGUACGGGAAAAACCGAAACCACAAAAGAUUUGGCGAAGGCUGUGGCCAAACAAUGCGUGGUCUUCAACUGUUCCGAUGGUCUGGAUUACAUUGCCCUGGGGAAAUUCUUCAAGGGGCUUGCAUCAUGUGGGGCUUGGUCCUGCUUUGACGAAUUCAAUCGCAUCGACCUUGAAGUCUUGUCGGUUGUUGCCCAACAAAUUCUGACGAUUCAACGAGCUAUCAAUGCGAAACAAGCUCGCCUGGUAUUCGAAGGCACGGAUAUCAAGCUGGAUCCAACCUGUGCGGUGUUCAUUACCAUGAAUCCCGGUUACGCUGGACGUUCUGAAUUACCUGACAAUCUGAAGGCACUGUUCCGUGCAGUCGCUAUGAUGGUACCGGAUUACGCAAUGAUUGCGGAGAUUUCACUUUACUCUUGUGGAUUUGUCAAUGCUCGUCCGCUGGCCGUCAAAAUUGUGGCCACUUAUCGACUGUGCUCGGAGCAGCUCUCCAGCCAGGCCCAUUAUGAUUAUGGUAUGCGUGCGGUCAAAUCUGUGCUGACAGCUGCCGGGAACCUCAAGCUCAAAUAUCCUAACGAGGAUGAAGAUGUCCUCAUGCUCCGAUCCAUCAUUGACGUCAAUUUGCCCAAGUUUCUCAACCAUGAUCUGCCUUUGUUCAAUGGGAUCGCAUCGGAUUUGUUCCCCGGGGUUGAGCGACCCUCACCAGACUAUGAAAUCUUAAACAACGCUAUAAAGAAUAAUUGUGAAAAGACCAACAUGCAGAAUACCGAUUUCUUCGUGGAGAAAAUACAACAGAUCUAUGAAAUGAUGAUUGUUCGUCAUGGAUUCAUGAUUGUCGGCGAUCCUUUUGGUGGCAAGACCAGUGCCUAUCGAAUGCUGGCACUGGCAUUGGCGGAAAUAUGUGAACAGGGCUUGAUGGAGGAAAACAAAGUUCAGUACACUGUGAUUAACCCGAAAGCAAUCACAAUGGGACAGCUUUAUGGCCAGUUUGAUCCGGUUUCUCACGAAUGGUCAGACGGUAUCCUUGCCGUGUCAUACCGGGCCUUCGCCACAUCAACCACACCGGAUCGAAAGUGGCUCAUCUUUGACGGUCCGGUGGACGCUGUCUGGAUUGAAAACAUGAACACAGUGUUGGAUGAUAACAAGAAACUAUGUCUCAUGUCAGGUGAAAUUAUUCAGCUCGCUCCAACCACCAAUUUGAUUUUUGAACCAAUGGAUCUGGAAGCAGCCUCACCAGCAACCGUCUCGCGUUGCGGGAUGAUCUACAUGGAACCGGCUAGUCUCGGUUGGCGGCCGCUGUUCCGCAGUUGGCUGAACAAACUUCCUCCUGGGAUCCAGAAUCCACAAAAACAAGUUUUGGAGGAUAUGUUCGAACGAUUUGUGGAUGCCGGAAUUGCUAUGGUUCGUAAGGGCGGUGGCAAGGAACUCUCACCAACGGGUGAUAUCAACUUGGUCAAAUCGUUGAUGAAUUUGAUUGACUGUCACAUGUCAGAGUUUAAGGAUGCAAAUGUGUUGGAACAGUUCGAUCUAUUGGUGGCAAACAGCGUGGUGGAGUGUAUCUUCCUAUUCUCCUACGUAUGGUCCAUCGGGGCCACUACGGAUGAAAAUGGUCGAAAGUACUUUGACAAGCUGACUCGUGAACUGAUGAAUGGCGGCAUGAUGGAAGAGACGAGACAACGACUCGCCCUGUUGGAACUGGUACCGCCACCGUUGCAAGAUUAUGGCAAACCAUUCCCAAUCAAACGAUCUGUGUAUGAUUAUCGCCUUGUGAUUGAUGGCCCUGUCAAAUGGGAACUGUGGAAGGACACCAUCAGACAUGCACCACCAAUCCCGAAAGAUGCGACAUUCCACGAGAUUAUCGUACCCACAGUGGAAACGGUUCGUUGCUGCCGACUUCUAGAACUCUUUCUGAUUAACGGGAAGCCAGCCUUAUUUGUCGGACCGACCGGAACCGGGAAGUCGUGCUAUAUCAUGGACUUUCUGUUGAACAAACUGCCAAAAGACAUUUACAGACCGAACAACCUGAACUUCUCAGCACAAACUAGUGCAAACCAGACUCAGAAUAUUAUCAUGUCUAAACUGGAUCGACGGCGCAAAGGUGUAUUUGGUCCUCCGAUGGGAAAGAAGCUGAUCGUUUUCGUGGAUGACUUGAAUAUGCCUGUUCGGGAGGUGUACGGCGCACAACCACCAAUCGAGUUGCUUCGUCAAUGGUUGGAUCACUGGAACUGGUAUGAUCUAAAAACUAACGAUCCUAUCAAGCUGGUAGAUCUCUUGUUCAUCGGUGCAAUGGGGCCACCUGGCGGCGGUCGAAAUCCCGUAACCCCUCGUUUCCUACGUCACCUGAACACUGUCACGGUGAACGAGUUCGAAGAUGACAUGAUGAGAACCAUAUUCAUGCGUAUAAUGGAUUGGCAUAUGCAAGUGAAGAGGAGUGUCACGCAAUGUGUCGAUGAAAAAGAACAUUUUGUGACAUUGUCGAAGUGCAUACAACCUGCAACUACCGAUAGACCCAGCAUUUUGUGUGCCUUAUCCAUGCAACAUUUGGAUGCAAAGGUCUUUCUUGCGGAUUACUUGAAGAUACCCAAUCAGCUCGUCUCUGCCACACUGGCCGUUCACAAGGGCGCGAUGCAGAACCUACUUCCAACUCCAGCCAAAUCGCACUAUCUGUUCAAUCUGCGUGAUUUCAGCCGCGUGAUUCAAGGUGUUCUACUUUCGCUACCCGAUACAAUGGAUACACUUUCUCUGAAACGUCUGUGGGUUCACGAAGCGUUUCGUGUCUACUACGAUCGUCUGGUUGAUGAUGCAGACCGCAAGUGGUUGUUUGAAUUCAUUAAAGACUGUGUUAGAAACCAACUGGAGGCCAAUUUUGAAAUGCUGUUCGGGCAUUUAUCUCGUGGUACCGAGGAGGACACAAUCUAUGUUCCCAUACCCACAGUCGUACCUUCAACUAGCCUUCCUCCCGUGUUUUCCUGCCAGAUCACCGAAGACGAUCUACGUUCCCUCAUGUUCUGUGACUUUUCCGACCCAAAAGGUGGUCGAAACUAUGUUGAGGUACGCGACAUUGAACGUCUACGAAAAGUGGCCGAAAGUUAUCUGGAGGAAUACAAUCAGUUGAGCAAAAAGCCAAUGAACCUGGUGCUUUUCCGUUUCGCUAUCGAGCAUGUCUGUCGAAUCUCGCGUAUUCUGAAGCAGCCUCGUUCCCAUGCUUUGCUGGUCGGAAUCGGUGGCUCCGGUCGCCAGUCUCUCACAAGACUGGCUGCACAUAUGAGCGAUUUCGACUUGUUUCAGGUAGAAAUAUCCAAAAGCUACGGGAUGACCGAGUGGCGUGAGGACCUGAAACGGAUUCUUCGCAAGGCCAGCGAAACAGACAAUCAUGCCGUAUUCCUGUUUGCCGAUUCCCAAAUCAAAAGUGAAAGUUUCUUGGAGGACAUCAAUAAUUUGUUGAAUGCGGGCGAAGUGCCAAACCUCUAUCCACCAGAUGAAAAGAUGGAGGUGUGUGAAAAGAUGCGCCAGCUGGACAGAGCACGUGAACGGAGCAAACAGACGGACGGGUCACCAGUGGCACUGUUCAACUAUUUCAUUCAACGAGUCCGCGAACAACUGCAUAUUGUGCUUGCCCUCAGUCCAAUCGGAGAUUCCUUCCGAAAUCGGCUGAGGAAGUUCCCCUCGUUGGUUAAUUGUUGUACAAUCGACUGGUUCCAGGUCUGGCCAGAAGACGCUCUGACUGCAGUGGCAACUCGAUCACUCAAGGAGGUUGACAUGAGUGACGAGGUGCGUGAGGGUUGCAUUGAACUAUGCAAAUAUUUCCACACAAGCACCAGAGAUCUAUCGGUGCGCUACUUGCUCGAGUUGGAAAGACACAACUAUGUGACUCCGACAUCGUACCUGGAAUUGAUCACUACAUUCAUGACACUAUUGGAGAAGAAACGAACUGAGGUCCUUCUCCAGAAAAGUCGAUACGAAGUAGGAUUGGAGAAGCUGAGCAGCGCAGCUGAGGAGAUAGCAGUCAUGUCACAAGAAUUGCAAUCGCUCCAACCGAAGUUGCUUCAGGCUAGUAAAGAAGUGGACGCUGUCAUGGUGGUGGUCGAACAACAGAGUGCAGAGGCAACGAAACAGGAGAAAGUGGUUCGAGUGGACGAAGCGAUUGCCGGUGAGCAGGCUCGUGCAGCCGAAGCUAUUAAGGAGGAGUGCGACGCGGACUUGGCCGAGGCAAUUCCUAUUCUGGAAAUAGCCUUGAAAGCACUGGAAACGCUCACACCAGCGGGUAUCAAACCAGACAGAAUAAAUGACCCACCCGGCUCUGGGAAAAAGAUUGAAGACUAUUGGGGUCCUUCAAAAAGACUACUUGGCGAUAUGAAGUUUUUGGAAAAUCUGAAGGCAUUUGAUAAGGACAACAUACCAGCCUCAAUUAUGAAAGUGAUUCGUGAGCGCUAUAUUCCUAACCCCGAUUUCAAGCCUGAACGUGUUGCUGUUGCUUCCACGGCUUGUGAAGGUUUGUGCAAAUGGGUUAUUGCUAUUGAUCGGUACGAUGCGGUGGCCAAGAUUGUUGCGCCAAAGAAGGAAGCUCUGGCCAGAGCUAUGGAGGAGUACACAACAGCCAUGGAUUCUCUGAACAAGAAGCGUGCGGCCCUGAAAGAGGUACAAGACCGCUUACGCAUCCUCACCGACGACUUGGAGCUUAACAAGCGAAAGAAAAUAGACUUAGAAAACAAGGUCGAUAUUUGUACGAUGAAACUGGAACGGCGCCGAACACUGAUCGGUGGUCUUGGUGGUGAGAAGUCACGAUGGACAGAAGCGGCCAAAAAUUUGGGUGGACAAUAUGUCAAUCUAUCCCGAGACGUGCUUGUUUCAAGUGGUGUGGUAGCCUACCUCGGUGCUUUCACAUCUUCAUUUCGACAAGACCAAAUCAAAGAAUGGCUUCAGGCUGUAAGAGACAGUGCCAUUCCUUGCUCCACAGUUUUCAGUUUGGUCAACACCUUAGGUAAUCCGGUGGAGAUUCGAGCCUGGAAUAUAGCUGGACUGCCAACGGAUGAUUUCUCGGUGGAGAACGGGAUUAUCAUUGCUAAUGCACGCCGAUGGCCUCUGAUGAUUGAUCCGACGAGUCAAGCGAACAGAUGGGUGAAGAAUAUGGAGAAGAAGAACAAUUUGCAAGUGAUCAAAUUCACGGACAGUGAUUUUGUACGAACUCUGGAGAACUGUAUACAAUUUGGCACUCCAGUUUUGCUGGAGGGCGUUGGCGAGGAGCUGGAUCCAAUCCUGGAACCGUUGCUCUUGAAACAGACGUUCAAACAAGGUGGUGCGUUGUGCAUCAAAUUGGGUGAUUCGGUGGUUGAAUACUCGAAUGAGUUUCGUUUCUAUAUGACUACAAAACUGAGAAAUCCUCAUUACCUACCCGAAACGGCUGUCAAAGUGACGCUCAUGAAUUUCAUGAUAACACAGGAAGGCUUACAAGAUCAGCUGUUAGGCAUUGUGGUUGCCCGAGAACGACCAGAGUUGGAAGACGAGAAGAACAAAUUAAUUCUUCAAGGGGCUGCGAAUAAGAAGAAACUAAAGGAAUUGGAGGAUCAAAUUCUCGGUGUGCUCUCUGCGUCCGAAGGCAAUAUUCUGGAAGAUGAGAGUGCCAUCAAAGUGCUAAAUUCCUCCAAAGAAUUAUCCAAUGAAAUAGCCGAAAAGCAGGCCUACUUCGAGGAGACCGAACAGAAAAUCGAUGCAGCUCGAUUAGGCUAUGUACCUAUUGCCGUGCAUUCGACAAUCCUAUUCUUUUCCAUAGCAGAUUUGGCCAAUAUCGACCCGAUGUAUCAGUACUCGCUUACCUGGUUCAUCAACCUUUUCAUUAUGGGUAUCGAUAAUUCCGAGAAAUCGGAGGACUUGGAUCAACGCCUGGCAAAUCUGCGAACGUACCUGACUUAUUCCUUGUACUGCAAUGUAUGUCGCUCUCUGUUUGAAAAGGACAAACUGCUGUUCUCCUUUCUGCUCGCGGUCAAUAUGAGCAGGCAUCGAGGAGAGUUGAAUGAACAGGAAUGGCGCUUUCUGCUAACUGGUGGUGUCGGAUUGGACAAUCCACACACGAACCCGGCUGAGUGGCUCCAGCCAAAGAGUUGGGAUGAACUGUGCCGAUUGGAAGAGGUGACCGUAUUCGGCGGAAUCCGUGAUCAUUUUAGAAAGAAUUUGGCCGCCUGGAAGUUAAUUUAUGACAGCGGAACCCCUCACCGCGAACCCCUGCCCAAAGGACUGGAACAUGUGAAAACUAAGCUACAGUUCAUGUGUCUUUUGAGAAUACUUAGACCCGAUAAAAUUGUUCCUGCAAUUCAAGAUUAUGUUGUCGAAAAUUUGGGCAAAACGUACAUUGAGCCACCGCCUUUUGAUCUGCCAGGAUCGUUUGCUGACUCAGCUUGCACCGUUCCCUUGCUUUUUGUCCUGUCUCCCGGUGCUGACCCAAUGGUUGCCUUGUUGAAAUUCGCCGAUGAUAUGGGAUUCGGUGGGAACAAGUUCGAAUCGUUAUCUUUGGGACAAGGUCAGGGACCGAUUGCCCUACGAAUGAUUGAGCGUGGUGUGAAGGAAGGCACAUGGGUGCUACUUCAAAACUGUCAUUUAGCCCCGAGCUGGAUGGAUAUGCUUGAGAAGACAGUUGAAGAUUUGAAUCCGGACACAACACAUCCAGAUUUCCGUCUCUGGUUAACCAGCUACCCGAGCAAAGAUUUUCCAGUUGCCAUACUGCAAAACGGAGUGAAAAUGACCAACGAACCUCCCAAAGGGUUGCGAUUCAAUCUGUGGCGUUCCUAUCUGAGUGAUCCCAUCUCAGAUCCGGAAUUUUUCCAAUCCUGUCCAAACGAACAUGCAUGGCGAAAAUUGCUAUUUGGUCUCGUGUUCUUCCAUGCGAUUGUUCAGGAACGGCGUAAAUUUGGCCCACUUGGGUGGAAUAGACCAUAUGAAUUCAACGAAACAGAUUUACGCAUUUCCGUGCAGCAGCUAUACAUAUUUUUGGAACAGUACAGAGUGAGUAUACUUUUUCUCUGA
Messenger RNA from Opisthorchis viverrini, 10873 nucleotides. RefSeq lists its product as hypothetical. Gene Ontology annotation, biological process: microtubule-based movement. The transcript has 32 exons. NCBI's taxonomy places the organism in Eukaryota, Metazoa, Platyhelminthes, Trematoda, Opisthorchiida, Opisthorchiidae. Gene Ontology annotation, cellular component: dynein complex. Bases 188 to 10873 code for a protein of 3561 amino acids. The record is from RefSeq and is a predicted model, not a curated record. Gene Ontology annotation, molecular function: ATP binding; dynein intermediate chain binding; minus-end-directed microtubule motor activity.